AGUUUCAAUUCCUGGUUGCUACUUAUUUUGCGUAAAUAAAAAAAAUAAAAGAUUUAUAAUCUAUUUAAGAUGCAAUGUGAUAUGAUAAUCACACUGCAAUUUUCUUUUGAUAAGAAUUAAAAUCAUUAUAAAAGGUGAGUCAGGGUUAGCAGGUUCAUUCAGUAAGGAAUAAUGUGCUAUUAAGUCUAUACCUAGUUUUCAUCAAAUAAAAAAAAAUAAAAUAAUAAUACAAUAUGAAUUAUUUCUGGCUUUUUAUUGUGGUAAUAUCCAUUACACAAUUUAGAUUUAUCGAGGCAAAUGAUAAAUUUAGAGAAGAUAUUGAGAUUGAUGCAUCUAUAGAUAUUGAAAUUUCGGAUGAAAGUGAAAGUAGUGAAGAAGAUGCAAGUGAAAUUGAAAUACCAACAGAAUGUCCAAAAGUUGAUCCAAUAGAUGAAACAAUUCAUCUUGCUUGUGAUUAUGAUUGUACAAAAUUUUACAAAUGUGAUCAUGGAAAACAAGUAUUAAUGGAAUGUCCUUUGAUGAAUUCAAAGGGUGAAAGAUUACAUUUUAAUCCUAGACUUCAAGUUUGUGAUUGGCCGAAUCAAGCUGGUUGUAAGCUAAAGGAUAACUCAACUCAAAAACCAACAACAACUACAACAGAAGAGCCAUGUGAUGACGAUGAAACAAUGACGAAAAAACCAACAACAACAACAACCACAGAAGAGCCAUGUGACGAUGAUGAAACAACUACAAAAAAACCAACAACAACUACAACAGAAGAGCCAUGUGAUGAUGAUGAAACAACUACAAAAAAACCAACAACAACUACAACAGAAGAACCAUGUGAUGAUGAUGAUAAAACAACGACUGCACAACAGCCAACAACGACAACAGCAUCAACAAGUACAUCAUCAGCUAGUCCCACUGAAGGAACUACUGCACAGCAGCCAAACACAACUUCUGCAGCAACUGAAAUUCCUACAGAAGGACCAAGUACUUCAGGUGGAUCAACAGAAUCAUCAGCAACAAGUAAACCAACUGAAGCUUCGACCACUGGAUCAAGUGAAGUAACAUCAUCAAGUCCGUUAGAAGAAAAAACUACUCAACAGCCAGCUGUAUCAACUGAAAGCCCAGAAUUAACUACUUCGUCUUCAGUAAGUUCUGGUUCAUCAUCGUCCAGUCCAACUGAAGCAGCUACAACUGAGCAACCAAAUAAUGCAACUGAAGCUUCAUCAACUGAAUCAAAUGAAACAUCAUCAGCAAGUCCAACAACAGAAGAAUCUGCAUCUCAACAACCAGGCGUUACAUCUGAAAGUCCCGAAGUAACUACAUCAUCAGCAAGUCCAAAUUCAACAUCAUCUGAAUCAGUAACAACUGAGGGAUCAGGUGAAGAAGAAACGACGAGCCAAUCUUCUCCAACUGAGCCAAGUGAAACAUCAUCAGGAAGCCCUACAGAAAAAUCAACAUCUUCACAGCCAAGUACAUCUCAAGAACCAGAAAUUACUUCUUCUUCUGCACCAGGCUCAACACCAGAAUUGCCAACUGAAGAACCACAACCAAGUACAACGUCUAAGGGAACUGAGGCAUCAUCAUCUGGUCCAUCUGAAAUAACAACAGAACAGUCAUCUUCAGAAGAGCCAACUUCAACGAUAUCUGAAUCAACCGAGUCAGCUACUACCGAAGAAUCAUCUGGAAUAACAGGAAAUCCUACUGAAGGUUCAGGUUCAUCAUCAUCAACAGAAUCAGCUACAACAGAAGAGCCAGAGGGUUCAACUGAAGAACCAAGCACAACCCCGGGAGAAAUUCCAUCAUCAGAAGGACCAGAUAUAACUUCAAGCCCGAUUGAAUCCACUACAUAUGAAGAAUCUGAAGCUUCUUCUUCAGCACCAAGCUCAGCAUCACCUGGAUCAAGUGAAUCAACAACGACAGAAAAAUCAUCAACUGAGCCAAGUGAAAAUUCAUCAACUGAGCCAAAUGAAACAUCAUCAUCAUCAGCAGCAAGCCCAACAGGAGAAUCAACAUCUGAACAACCAAGUACAUCUGAACAACCUGAAAUUUCAUCUGCAGCACCAGAAAUAACAUCAUCUAGUCCAAUUGAAUCAACAACAUCAGAAGAAUCAUCUGGCACUGAGCCAUCAGAAUCUUCAUCAGCAAGCCCAACAGGAGAAUCAACAUCUGAACUACCAAGUACAUCUGAACAACCUGAAAUAACAUCAUCUAGUCCAAUUGAAUCAACAACAUCAGAAGAAUCACCCGGCACCGAGCCAUCAGAAUCUUCAUCAUCAAAUCCAACAUCAUCUGAAUCAAGUGAAUCAACAACGACAGAAAAAUCACAGAAUAAUGAGACAACAGCCAGACCAUCUUCAACUGAAUCAAGUGAAGAGGCAUCAUCCAGUCCAGUAGAAGAGUCUACAUCCGAACAACCAAAUCCGACAUCUGAAGAACCUGAAGGUACUUCUCCAGCAUCAGGCUCUUCUUCUACAUCAGAAUCAUCCAGCACUGAGCCAUCAGAAUCUUCAUCAUCAAAUCCAACGUCACCUGAAUCAAGUGAAUCAUCAACGACAGAAGAAUCACCAAAUAAUGAGACAACAGCUAGACCAUCUUCAACUGAAUCGAAUGAGGGCUCAUCAUCCAGUCCAGUAGAAGAAACUACAUCUGAACAACCAGGUACAUCUGAAGAACCAGAAGGUACUUCUCCAGCAUCAGGUUCAACGUCCUCUUCUCCAUCAGAAAUAACGACAACAGAAGAACCAUCAUCUGAGGGUCCAACUGAAGAAUCAACAUCUCAACAACCUGUUGAAUCAAGUACAUCAGAAGAAUCAUCUAGUACUGAGCCAUCAGAAUCUUCAUCAACAAGUUCAACAUCGUCUGAAUCAAGUGAACCAACAACCAAAUCCUCUUCAACUGAAUCAAAUGAAGGGUCAUCAUCUAGUCCAACAGAAGAACCAACAUCUCAACAACCAGGUACAUCUGAAGAACCAUCAUCUGAGGGUCCAACUGAGGAAUCAACAUCUCAACAACCUAUUGAAUCAACAACAUCAGAAGAAUCAUCUGGCACCGAGCCAUCAGAAUCUUCAUCAUCAAAUCCAACAUCAUCUGAAUCAAGUGAAUCAACAACAACUGAAGAAUCCCAGAGUAAUACAACAACAACUAGACCAACUUCAACUGAAUCAAGUGAAGAGUCAUCAUCCAGUCCAGUCGAAGAAUCUACAUCUGUACAGCCAAAUGCCUCAACUGAAGCACCUGAAAUUACAACAAAUGAUUAUGAAUCCAAUAAAACAUCAACAAUUUCUCCAGAUACACCACAAACAUGUACCAUUGAUACAAUACAAUUACUUUUACCUUAUAAACCUGACUGUAGUCAAUUUUAUAAUUGUAAAAAAGGAAAAUUAACUCUUCAAAAUUGUCCAGGAGGUUUACACUUUGAUUUUGUACGUCAAAUUUGUGUUUGGCCAUGGGAAACAACUUGUAAUUCCGAGCAACCAACAACAUCAAAUACACCAACACGAAAACCAAAUACAAAAUGUCCAAAAGAUAAUUCAAAAGAUGGUGAAUUAUAUUCACAUGAAUGUAGUUGUAGCAAGUAUUAUCUUUGUUCAAAUGGUAAUUUAAUUCUUCAAGAGUGUGAAGAUGGUUUAGAUUUUAAUCCAACAACUGGCUCAUGUGAUUCACCAUUAAAUGCUGGAUGUUCUUCUUUAUCAAAGCCAACAACAUCAGUACCACCACCAACAAUAUCACCACCCACAACAACAACAGCAAUACUUCCAACAAAAUGUCCAGCAGGAAAUUCAUCUCUUCGUUUACCUCAUCCACAUAAUUGUACACUUUAUUACAAAUGUAAAAAUGGAAAAAAACAGCUAGAAUGUUGUCCAGAUGAUUUACAAUUUAAUUCAAUAACUCAACAAUGUGAAAAUCCAGAUACUGCUGGUUGUAAACCAAGAAUAACAACUCUCCCAGUAAUAACAAAUUCAACAAAAGUAUGUGAAUGUCCACUUGAUAAAUUAUUAACAUGGAUUGAACAUGAAACACAUAGUCACAUGUAUUAUGAAUGUAAUGAAGGACUGAAAAUAUUAAAAAAAUGUCUUGAAGGUUUACAAUUUAAUCCACUACGUCUUGUUUGUGAUUCAUCAGGAUCAACAGAUAUUGACAAUGGUUGCGUUGGUAAAUGUCCAAGUAGAAAUCCAACAAAUACAGUAUUUUUAGUCAAUACAGAAUGUAAUAAAUUCUGUAAAUGCAGCAAUGGUGUACCAUAUGUUUACAGAUGUCCAUCACAUCUUCAUUUUAAUCCAGUUGAACAAGUUUGUGAUUAUCCACACAGAGCUGGAUGCACUGGAAAUGCAAGAUAAAUAUUUUAUUUAUUUAUAAUAGCAAUAUGGAAACAAAACUGAUUAAUUCAUGAUAUAUCAAUUCUUGUUAAUUUUAUCAUUGUUUAAGUUUUUAAUUAAUUAUCAUUUAAUUAUAAUAAUAAAUGUGUUACUACUAUAAUUAAAUAUUAUAUACUUUUUUUUUUUGUGUAAAUGAUAUUUUUUUUUGUUCACUUGUUAUUUUUAGAUGAAUAAAAAAAUUAUAUUAAUAAUUGAAA
This is a messenger RNA of Aphidius gifuensis, 4561 nucleotides long. RefSeq names its product flocculation protein FLO11-like. The transcript has 2 exons. The record is from RefSeq and is a predicted model, not a curated record. Gene Ontology annotation, molecular function: chitin binding. NCBI's taxonomy places the organism in Eukaryota, Metazoa, Arthropoda, Insecta, Hymenoptera, Braconidae. Gene Ontology annotation, cellular component: extracellular region. The coding region runs from base 234 to 4325 and encodes 1363 amino acids.